ACUGAGGGCGUGGCCGCUGCGGGGGCGGGGCAUCUCAGGUGCUCCGGUAGCGCUCCGCUCUGCCGACGCAAUGGCGGGCAGGGGUAAACUAAUCGCGGUGAUUGGGGACGAGGACACGGUGACGGGUUUCCUCCUGGGCGGCAUAGGGGAGCUUAACAAGAACCGCCACCCGAAUUUCCUGGUAGUUGAGAAAGAUACCACCAUCAAUGAGAUCGAAGACACUUUCAGGCAGUUUCUGAACAGGGACGACAUUGGCAUCAUUCUCAUCAACCAAUACAUUGCAGAGAUGGUCCGGCAUGCCCUCGACGCCCACCAGCGGUCCAUCCCGGCUGUCCUGGAGAUCCCAUCCAAGGAGCAUCCGUACGAUGCAGCCAAGGACUCCAUCCUGCGCAGGGCCAAGGGCAUGUUCACCGCCGAAGACCUGCGCUAGGGCUCCGCAGCCCUCAACCCCCUCUCACUACCAGGCCUCUCCCAGUCUGCCAUCCUCUAUUUAAGUUUGAAGCCUUGGUUUCUGAACCCUCCCUUUCUCUUCACUGAGUGGCUCCUAAGCUGUUGGGGCUCUGCUGUUCAGAUCCAGGCUGGUUGGGGAAAGGAAGAGCAACCAUCUCUCUCCUACCUCCUCCCUGUGCUGUUACACAGUGUCGUUAUUGAUAUUAAAGGAAUAUUCUCUCCAAA
This is a messenger RNA of Phodopus roborovskii (desert hamster), 675 nucleotides long. RefSeq names its product ATPase H+ transporting V1 subunit F (gene Atp6v1f). The transcript has 2 exons. Lineage: Eukaryota; Metazoa; Chordata; Mammalia; Rodentia; Cricetidae. Gene Ontology annotation, molecular function: proton-transporting ATPase activity, rotational mechanism. Gene Ontology annotation, biological process: proton transmembrane transport. The record is from RefSeq and is a predicted model, not a curated record. Gene Ontology annotation, cellular component: membrane; proton-transporting V-type ATPase, V1 domain. Bases 71 to 430 code for a protein of 119 amino acids.